This is a messenger RNA of Leptosia nina, 882 nucleotides long. The record is from the annotation of a GenBank genome assembly. Lineage: Eukaryota; Metazoa; Arthropoda; Insecta; Lepidoptera; Pieridae.
AUGAACGGUUUUCUAAAUCGACCGGUGUCGUCCGCCGCCCGAAUAGCCUUCUUUUAUUAUUCUUUAUCAUCCACUGUUUUUACCUUAACUUUAUUUUCUGGUAAUAUUUUGGGCUACACAUCGGAACUAUGGGCGUUAAAGUAUUGGGGACCGGGACUGUACUUCUGCUUACUGAAUUUCAUUCUACGGUAUUCGUUAAAGGGCUUCUCGUAUGAAAUCGCGAUCAGAUCAGCAUUUCUGGGAUCAGUCCUAGCAUUAGGAUUAUAUUUAACCUCGUUUGACGCAGUAUGGCGAGCCUUCGGCCUUUAUAUUAUGGCGCUUUCCAUUUUUCACUUCUCGGAGUUCUUUGCCGUUGCUGUGACGAAUCGACAAACGUUGACUAUAGAUUCAUUUAUAUUGAAUCACAGCAUUCAGUAUUGGGUUGCAGCUGUAGCUAGCUGGAUUGAAAUGGCCAUUGAGAGUUAUUUUUUCCCUUGUCUAAAAUCGGCACAGUGGAUUACAGUUCUGGGAGUUGCAAUGUGCAUCAGCGGAGAGGUAUGGCGAAAGAUGGCAAUGUUUACAGCUAAGACAAACUUUAACCAUCAUGUCCAAACAGUUAAGAAAGCAGACCACCAGCUUGUCACAAAUGGAGUCUAUUCAUUUUGUCGCCACCCAAGUUAUAUGGGAUGGUUCUAUUGGUCUAUCGGGACACAGAUGAUUCUAAUAAACCCAGUGUGCAUGGUAAUUUAUACUCUAGUCUCGUGGUCGUUCUUCCAAGAGCGAAUCUUCGCUGAAGAGAUGUUUCUGGUGUCCUUUUUCGGGAAUCAGUACCUUGAAUACCAGAAGAAGGUCGGUACUGGUAUUCCGUUCAUUCGUGGGUAUUGCCCUGCAGAUGGAUGGUGA